This is a messenger RNA of Drosophila hydei, 992 nucleotides long. Its product is annotated as cell death-inducing p53-target protein 1. The coding region runs from base 217 to 660 and encodes 147 amino acids. The transcript is spliced from 3 exons. Lineage: Eukaryota; Metazoa; Arthropoda; Insecta; Diptera; Drosophilidae. The record is from RefSeq and is a predicted model, not a curated record. Gene Ontology annotation, molecular function: zinc ion binding.
CUUAUCACUUCUGUUUUGCGAACGUUUCAGCGAACGUCGCAAUGAUAGUGUAGUCAUCACGCUCGCACUGAAGGCUCAGGGUUUCUCUUCUUCGCGCUGCGUCGCACAUUCCGUUUUUUUGUGUUCUCGUGGUGAAGUCGCCGGUCGCUUUGUCUGCCAUUACACGCUAUUUCCAGACUGAAUAAAAAAUAUUUAAAGUUGAUAAAUAGAAAGGUAAUGAAUGCAUUUAUAGCUGUAAAGGUGUGUGGAAACGUAAUUUCAUAUUUAAAGUGCAUACAUAUAUAUCUAAAUGUAUCCAUGAAGCAUAACAAGCUGUCACCGCAGCCGCCACCGUAUUCGCAGGAUCAGUAUCGCCCUGGUCCAACACCUAGCGCACCGCCAAAUGACAUGAUUCAUACGGCGCCAAUGAUGUCACCACGUCCCGAUGUCCACGUGACCCAACAACACACGGUGAUCGUUGACAACUCUGGCCUGACGACCUGUCCCCGUUGCCAGAAGCGGAUUUUGAUGCGUGUCAAGUACCAUGCCACAUGCACCACCUACUGCUGGUCUGCAUUGCUCUGUCUCUUCUUGUGCUGGCCGUGCGUCUGUUUGCCCUGCUGCUGCGACUGCGGCUACACAACGAGCCAAGUUUGCCCAAAAUGCAACGCUUACAUCUAAAGCUAAGCUGCUCGCUGAUAGCUUCAAGCAGAGUUCAUAAUCAUUCUUACAUAUUCCUUAAAUAUGCCAAAUAUGCGCACAUAUGCACAUAUAAAUUCACACAUAUAAAUAUAUAAUAAAUAUAUAUAUAUAAAUAUGUGUGUAUAUCAAGCAGCGACGUGACUCGAUAUAAAACUUUUCGCUUCCUUUCCUUAGCUUCCGUAGCAUAAACAAUUGCUUCAUAUAUACACUUAUCUGAAUUUAAUGUAAACAAACCAAUUUCUGAACUGCUUACGUAAGCAUUUAUAUUCUUGAUUUAUUUUAUUCAUACUUAAUAAACUGAGUUAAAAUUA